This is a messenger RNA of Bursaphelenchus okinawaensis, 3954 nucleotides long. The record is from the annotation of a GenBank genome assembly. Lineage: Eukaryota; Metazoa; Nematoda; Chromadorea; Rhabditida; Aphelenchoididae.
AUGUUAAUUCGUGGCUUGAUUCAUCGUGCUUUCUGGACUUUAAUUGUAUGUUUCUUACUGAAUGUUACAGUUUUUUUAUAGCUUUGAGGUCUUUUUGAAAAAAAAUGGCAAAAAAUUUCUUUACAAUACAAAAAUGGCAAAAACUUCCUUUACAAAACAAAAAAUAGCAAGGACUUUCUUUACAAAGCAAAAAAUGGCAAGAACUUUCUUUACAAAGCAAAAAUGGCAAAAACUUUCUUUACAAAACAAAAAAUGACAAGAACUUUUUUUACAAAACAAAAAAUUGCAAGAACUUUCUUUACAAAACAAGAAAUAGCAAGAACUUCCUUUACAAAACAAAAUAUGUAUCUAAUGAACCCUAAACGACCUAAACGUCCCUAAUUUUGUUUGCACCGUGCAACGGCUUUUUUACUUGCACGGUGCACAAAAAUGACAAGAACUUUUUCUUAAAAUUAAUGACAAAUGCACAGCAUUCCGAACUUUUAGAAAAUUGAAGAUUUUCAAAGGGAUUUGCACUGAAAAUCUUUCACUUAUCAUUUGUUUUUAAAAAACUUUUUGAGGAAGCUGUUUUUAGCUUUGUAAAGAAAGUUCUUGCCAUUUUUUGUUUUGUAAAGAAAGUUCUUGCUAUUUUAUAUCUUGUAAACAAAGUUCUUUCCAUUUUGUGUUUUGUAAAGAAAGUUCUUGCCAUUUUGUGUUUUGUAAAGAAAGUUUUUGCCAUUUUUUGUUCUGUAAGGAAAGUUCUUGCUAUUUUUAUUUUAGGUAUCACUGUUUGCAGUAAAAUGCCAGAAAUCACCUCAACAAUGGACCGAUAUCGAUGGCUACCCUGAGGGCGACUAUUUUGAUUACGAAUUUGAAAAACCAAUGAAAAGUGAGGUUUUCGCUGAUUACAAACGCUUUGCUGAAACGGCAAGAACCUUGAAGAAGCUGGGUAUGAUAGUAUUCGACUACUUUUGCUUUGAAGAUAACGAAUGUUGGACUGUUGUUUUGAAUACAAAGCCGAAGGAGAGGUAGGUCAGGUUUUUGUGAAUGAGUUUUAGUAAGUUUUUUUUUGUAAAGAAAGUUUUCGCCAUUUUUUGUUUUGUAAAGAAAGUUCUUGCCAUUUCUUUGUAAAAGAAGUUCUUGCUAUUUUUUAUAUUGGAAAGAAAGUUAUUGCUAUUUUCUGUUUUGUAAAUAAAGUUCUUGCCAUUUUUCAUUUGUAAAGAAAGUUCCGCCAUUUUAUGUUUUGUAAAUAAAGUUCUUGUCAUUUUUUGUCUUGUAAAGAAAGUUCAUGCUAUAUAUUGUUCUGUAAAGAAAGUUCUUGCCAUUUUUUAUAUUGGAAAGAAAGUUUUUGCAGUUUUAUGAUUUGAAAAGAAAAUUUUUACAGAAUUUAUAUAAAAAACCUAUUUUGUACUGUGCAGGCUGCGGGUGAAAAUUUAUACGCUAAAUCACACUGUCAGAUUUGGAAUGAAAGUUCUUGCCAUUUUUGUUUUGUAAAGAAAGUUUCUGCUUUUUUUGAGGUUGGAAAGGAAGUCCUUGCUAACUUUAAAUCAAAAAACCUUGUCUUUGUGCUGUGCAGGCUGCGGGUGACACGUUAUACGAUAGAUAAUUAGACAUGAGGAAUUAACCGGGCCGGGCCAGCCUUGACCCAAAUUUAAGGGCCGGGCUUGAAAAUCAGGGACUGGACCGUUUGGCACUAAAUUUUUUACUAUUUUCCGUUUUUUCAGGCUUUUUCAAUACUAUGCUGUAUAUCCCUUAUCGACCUUCUACAUGCUGGCUGGAACUAGAUUAAACAAAGACGGUAUGUAGGGUAGGGUAGGGUAGGGUAGGGUAGGGUAGGGUAGGGUAGAGUAGGGUAGAGUGGGGUAGAGUAGGGUAGGGUAAUACUACUAUCGUUUCAGGUUCGUUAAGCAAUGUCAGUCCGAGUGUCUAUAUCCAAUUCUAUGUGGCAGCGCCAUUUGUAUUUAAUAAUUUGGAUUACAAAUCGAAAGCACCUGUUAGAAUCUUCACUUCCGGACUUGGUUUUGGGGGGCUGGCGAAAAAUUUGAUUGCUAUCAACAAAAACGUCAGUUUUUUAAAAAUUUUUUUUAUUUUUUGAAUAUUUGGAUUGUGUAAAGUAAAUUUUUGCCAUUUUUUGUUUUGUAAAGAAAGUUCUUGCCAUGUUAUGUUCUGCAAAGAAAGUUAUUGCCAUUUUUUGUUUUGUAAAGGAAGUUCUUUCUGAUUUAAGUGUAAUUGAGAGUUUUGCAGGCUGCGGGUGACAUAUUAUACGAUAAAUAACAUUUUUGACAUUUAUUUGCUAAUUUUUUGUUUUGUAAAGAAAACACAUUGUCAUUUUAAGUAUGUUAUUUCAGAUGCACAUAACUGGAGUGGAGUUGAUGCCAGAAACUGUGUAUAUUGGGAAGAAAUGGUUGGGUUUUGUUGAGAAUGACCAAGUCGACAUUCAUUAUAGCGACAGCACUUUGUUCAUCAAGGAGGCGGCUGAAAAUGGUGAGUUGUUUAAAAGGUUACAAUUUUAUUUACAUAUGGUUACUGUAACUUUAUCUAAAUAAAGUUACUGUAGGUUUAUGUAGAUAGGAUUACUGUAAUUUUAAAAAAUUAACUUUGGUUUUUUUGGAUUACUGUACUUUUUUGGUUACUGUAGGUUACUGUAGUUUUAUGUAAUUAGGGUUACUGUAAGUUUUUUAUUUAGGGUUACUGUAAUUUAAAAAAAAUUUAAUUUGAUUUUUUGGAUUACUGUAAAGUUUUGGCUACUGUAGGUUACUGUAGCUUUUAAAAGAUAAUGUAUGGGUGAUCUUUUUGUAUACUGUAUUUUUUGAUAAAAAAUUUAAUUUUUUUUUAUUUUUUAGGUACAAAAUACAACUAUAUCUUCUUGGAUUUGUGUUACAAUGAUGUCAAGCCCAAGUACAAGACGUUAUGCCCAAUAAAUGAGUAUUUGGAAGAAGAUGUGAUUCAGUACAACUAUGAUACAUUGACUGAAGGUAUGGAAAGAAAGUUCUUGCUAUUUGUUGCUCUGUUAAGAAAGUUCUUGCCAUUUUAUGAUUUGUAAAGAAAGUUUUUGCAAUUUUUGUUUUGUAAAGAAAGUUCUUACUAUUUUUUUGUUGUAAAGAAAGUUCUUGCCAUUUUGUGCUCUGUAAAGAAAGUUCUUGCCAUUUCAUCUUCUGUAAACAAAGUUUGUGCGCUUUUUCAGAUGGCCUGCUUGCAAUGAACGUGAUAGAUAACAUAAAGUACCCUAGUAUGGAGCGACUAAUGGUAAAGACGCUAUACGAAAAAGUGUUCAAAUGGUGUGAAUUGUACAUGGUUGUUCAUAAUUCGGUAGGUACGGUAGUUUUAAAUUUUUUUUCAAAAUUUUGGUUUGUAAAGAAAGUUAUCACUGUUUUAAGCUUUGGAAAGAAAGUUCUUGCUAUUUUUUGUUUUGUAAAGAAAGUUUUUGACAUUUUAUGUGUUGGAAAGAAAGUUCUUUCAUUUUUACGUAAAAAGAGCUUAGCUUCUGCCUUGUACAGACUGCGUGUGACAAGUUAUACGAUGAAUACCGCUUUAAACUGUUUUUUGUUGUGUAAAAAAAGUUUUUGUCAUUUUUGUGACUUGUAAAGAAAGUUUUGUUAUUUUGAAAUAUUUUUGAGUUUUAAAUUUCAGAUGAUGGUAUGUGGCAAGAAAUCACGUCCAAAGGUGGCUGAUAUAAAGAAACGCUUCAACGAAUUGGAUCCAGAGUUGAAAGCCUACUUUGUGGAUGUCAAUUUGAAAACUCUGACUCCGGACAAGGAUCAAAGGUAAUGUUAAUAUCUGUUGUUUAAAUAAAGCUUUUCCUAUUUUCAUAGAAAAUUUCAAAAAUUUUUGGCUGUGCAGGCUGCGAAUGACAAGUUAUACGAUGAAUGAUAUUUCUGCCAAUUUUGUAAAGAAAGUUUUUGCUAAUUUUUAAAUUUUUUCAGCAUUGACACAAAGACAAAGAAGCCAGAAGACAAAAAGAAUGAUGAACUAUAA